GAAACAUCAGUAGGAGAUAGCGUGGAAGAGAAAAUGAGGAAUGUGUCGUUUAGUUCUUCGGAUUUCGAACUCUUUGACCCAGAUAUCACACCUCAAGACUAUGAAUUCUACCAGAAGCACAAGGACGCAUUGAAGAGUUUACUGGAAGACCAGGUAUUGAAAUGAUCCGUGAAAAUAAUGAUAUCAUUACCAUCGAAACUACCUCGAAUCGAAAUCGGUGUUCGAUCAUAUGAAUUCGUGUUUUUCCAUUUCUACCAAGUUUAAUCGUUCUCUAGUACUUUUAGGACAGUGGGUUCAUUUUUCAAUCUAAUUUACCGAUAUUUGAAAUCGUUCUGACGAACAAUAACUGUGUUACUCUUCUCUUCAUUCUUCAACCCUCUUCCCCACACGAAAAACAGUGUAAGUCCAAAACUAGUAUACAAGCUUACCUCAAGAACAAAACAGCUGAACUAUCAGCUUUCGUGUACAUGACGUAACGCGAUCAGUGUAAGAGACAAAUUUUAACAUAAUUCGUUAACUAAUAUUUUGAUGAAAAUCAGCUCGAGUCAUAAUUGCCCCUGAGAGUUUUGUCAAAUGUUUCUAUCCUAGUUGCUUAUCUGAUUGAAUCUUUAUUUUGGAAACAAAACAAAAAAAUAACAGGGAUCUCAAUAAUCUUUUAGGAGCAGCAAUGUCUGCAACAGUUGCCUAUAAUUUCAUACUGAUUUGUGGCACAGAAAAAAAAAAGGUUUAAGAUUUGUUGGUGCUAAUCAUGCUAGCCACCAACACUGAGGUGAAUAGUGGUUUUUGUCUGUGUGAUGGAAGCAUUAGCCAUCAAAAUUGUAAUUCUCAUUGUGGUACACCAUGUGAAAAUUUGAAUCAUUUCUAAAUACAAUUCAGGAAAGAUUUCCAUUUGCUAGGUGACAUGAUCAGCUGUUUUACACUGCAGCAACAAGCUCUGGGUCUCUGCUCUUGUAAUGGCAGAUUAUACUUUGACAAGAUCUUGCCGGUUUUAAAUGUCGCUAACAUUUUUAAUCAUUUUAGACACAAGAACGAAAGCAGAAGUUUGUUGAGGCUUUCAGGGAUUUUUCAUUAAAUCAUGGCUGUAUGAAAGACUUUCCACUUAAGGUAUGUAUAUAACCCUUGAUAAAAAUUUCAAUCUCAGUAUUGUGUAAAGAAACAAACCUUAAUGAACAUUUUUGAUGUCACUUUUAUGAUCAAUUAGGUUAUAGAAAAUAGGAAAUUGUGGUUGAUUUGUCAACCUGAUAUCAGUAGCAUAAAAUUAUUUAAGAUCUACUCCUUUCUUUAAGAAUUGGUAUAUAUGGGAGGAACAUAUAUUUAUAUAUAUAUAUAUAUAUAGAUAUAUUGAGAUAGGGGAAAAGUGAAGGGACCAUAAUUUCAUCCCUACAAGCCUUUUUUGUGAUUACUAACUCAUCAGGGGAUUUUGAAGUCCCAUGGUGAGUCAGUAAUCAUGAAACAGGCUUGUAGGGAUGAAAGUAUUGUCUCUUUAUUUUUCCCUAUCUCAACAUAUAUUGUGCUCUACUUCUAUGAAUCAAGCACUGCACUAUGGAAAAAUCAAAACACAGACUUCCCAUAUAUAUAUGACUAAUUGAAACUUCUGAGCUUUUGAACUAAAUAUCCUCCAUUGAUGAUGCAAUAUUGAGGCAAAGGACCAAAUUAUUUAUAAUGAAAUUCUCAAAAGGAAAGUAUAUUUUUCAUCUUAGAAAGCUAAUUUUUUAUUUUUAAUUGUUUUUUGCUCUCUCUUGACAGAAUGAACAUAGCUUUAUAGUUGAUGUCAUAGAAAAUAUUUCCAAAAGUUUUGUUGAAGGUAAUAUUCAGUUUUGCUAUUUAAAGCAGUAGGUUAAGAAGCUAAAGUAGGCACCCUAAGACAACAAACAUUUUCAAGACCACAGUUUUAGUAACAUUUUAAGUAACUGGAUUGUGAUACAAAAUGGGUGGCUAUUUCUCUGAAUUUCAUGCUUCAGUACUGAAAAUUGUGACAUAAGCAUUUGGAAAAGCUGGCAUGUUUUUUGGUGGGUGGUGAAAUGUAGCGGCUGCUGGCAUAUUUUGACAACCUUGUAGGACUGUAUUUGUUUUGUUUUUGCUUAAUUUGAGUGUCAAUGAAAUAAUUGACUGGAAGCUGUAUCAUAGUUUUAAUAGGUGCUGACUGAAAAAACAGACUAACAUUAAGAAUGCAAAUUAAAAUGUAGAGCACAAAGAACACAGGAAAACUAGAAAUAAUGUUCUUCUGGUUCAUUUUCCUUUGCUGUUUUUGAGCCCCAUUAGCAGUAUAUACAAUUUGUUAAGUCCUUUCUGCUCAUAAACUUUUUCUGAGGUUUAAAAGUGCACUUUUCUGUGUUGUCACAGGUAAGGCAAGCAAAGGUAAAUAUUUGGUCACAGAUGCUGUUUGUCUGCUUCAAAACAGGGGCAUGAUUCAGAACCUGGGUGGUAGUUCCUCAUGUGGUAGGUAGACACCUUUAAUUAUUUAAACCUGAAAUUGUUUUUGUUGUACCUGUGAACCCAAAACAGUUCUGCCCUUGAUAUUAGUAUGAUCUUGCAGUGUUUGAUUUCCUUUACUGAUUUGUUUGUAUUUUGGGGAACAUCAAUCUUCAGCACAUGAUUACAUUUUGGUGAACUUUGUAACUCUUAUUUACUCUACAUUCUAUGCUUUACCAUGAAUUAUAAUACAUGAACCAGUUUGGGCUUUUAGUCAUCAUCUUCUCACUUGCUCUUUAACUGUUGUAUUAAUACAUUUGUCUCAACAGUGUGUUGGGAACUCCAUUAUUUCCUUCUUAUCACAAGCUCUGAACCCUUUCACUCCCAAGAUCUCAAUAGUAAUUCUCCUUACUCUCUUCCAUACAAUUCUUAUGAUGUCAGUUCUGUGAAUUUGGCAUUGGUUCAAAUAACAAUAGUUGAUAUUUUUCUUUAUUCUCAUCACUUUUCUGCUUGAUGUUGUUUUUGAAAUUGUAAGGAGAAAUUCUGUCUUAGUCACCCAUGUGAGUUGAAGGGUUAAAAUUGCUGGGUAUUUUGAUACCUUACCAAAGAUGUGUAGUAUUGCAUGUUCUAGUAACUCUGCAGUCUAAAACAUAUGUUAAACAUUUGAUUUUUAUAUCCUCAGCCAAAGAUCCCUUUGUUCACAAAGAUACAAGGUAUGUUGUGUAAAGUGACAGUAGCCUGGGAUUGAUGAAUCUAUCACAGCUCUUAGAAAUUUACAUCAUUUAUCCUUGAUGUAACGAAAUUGUUGAAUAACUGUGAGGUUGAUUCUUUCUUUGUUUUUAGAGAUGUGUUUCGAAGGCUCUUUGGAGAACCAGACCAAGAGUCCCGAUUAAAGGUUAUUAUCUUUAGUUUCACCAUACAUUUAUACAGACGGAACAUAUAUAUAUAUAUGAAAUAAUUUUGCAUUAUUUUUCUUCCUUGCUUUUAAAAAUUCUAUUGAAGUUAAUCAACAGAAGAAUGUGGACUUGAUGUUUAUAGGCUGUGGUGGUAUAUUCUCUGUACGUAAAGUUCGGUGGAUCAGUUUGUCGCUAUUUAAGGCGUUGGCUAGAAGCAGGGAAACUCGAUGAGCUUGGUGUCACGUCCUUGUCACAGGUGCCUGUCAGCAACUCUGAAUCAACCCAAAGCGUAAGCACUAAAGAGGACAAUACCACAAAAGCUUCGUCCACUGAAGUCGUCAAACCAAGCGGAGGUCCGAUGGUGGCAGUGGCUACUAUAGGUCGGAAUGGAGGAGCGUCAGACAGCUCUGAGGAGGAGGAGGAGGAGGAGGAGGAGGAAGAUAGCUGGGAGGCCAAAGUCAUAAGAGGUAUAACGUCAGUGCUAACGGACAGGGGGGGAGCCUCUGCUAUUGAUUUCAUGGAAGUGUAUAAACGGGACAAAGACGGCUCCUACAGGAGGCUGAGAGAACAGUUUCACCUUGGAAAGCCUCACCCGAACGUCGAAUUUGAAGAAAGGUGUAGGAAGAAAGAGGAAGAAGUGAUUGAAGGUAGUCGGCUACGUGAGGUGAUUAUGAAGGACUAUGCUGAGAGCUGUACUAAGAAGAAACACGCCUGUGCUAACUGUAGGCAAGUUGAGAGAUACGCGGGAACGUUUAAGAAGUGUCAGAGGUAAGGGUACCUUUUGUAUCUGAACAAUGGCUUCAUAAUGGUGGAAUGCUUCCAAAGCGUACAUAUUCAUGGACGAAGCAGGCGAACUCAGUCUCACCCAGAGCGCAAGUUCUGUGUGAUGGUUUGUUUCGUUUUGUUUUUUUGUUCUUUUUUUCAGUUUUGCGGACUGAGGUGGUAAUCCACGAUUCUCAAUUUUCGGCGAAAAAAAAUCUCGUAAACUUUGCUACCGUUAGUAGAAAAAAAAAAAGUUGUUUUAUGACAUCUGCUUCCAAAUGAGUUGUGAAUUUGUAUUGUUCGUUGUCAACUCCAAAUAACUUGACAUGUAAGGAAUUGGAAAAUGACGUUUCCUUCCCAACUUUUUCUUGCUUAGAUAGAAAAGCGAACGAAGUUAUAUUCUUGGAAGAAAUGUUACCCGUCUGAAACUGCAAGAAUUUGUUCCCGCCACGCCGAAAACAAAUUGUCAAUUCGCGAGAAAAAACUCUUUCUGGAUUCUCAUUUUACAUGAUGUUUGUUUUUCUCUGGGAAACCUACUAGUCUCGAUCGUUUAUUCUUUUACAUAUUCUUAUAGGUGCAGUGGAAAGGGUACAAGAUUUUACUGCAGUCGUAAAUGCCAAGGUGAGACAAAGUGGCGUGAAUUUUGACAACUGUUGAUGAGUUUCAAUAUUUUACACGAGUGAACUCAAACAAGUGGCUUGAAAUGGGGCCUAACACUUGAUCAACAGGUCACCCAGCGGGAAAACUUAAAGUACACAGGAGAGUGGAGGUUUAGGAUUGAAACAAUAAACUUUGUCUUUAGAUGAGUAUUGACUGCUCUAUUCUAUUACUAGGUGAAGACUGGGUUUCAAGGCAUCGACAGGACCACUCUACAAUGGAUUUACCAUCAUAAAAUUGUUAAGUUUCUGGCCUAUUUCUCUCCACUAUGGUAAUCAAAUACGAUUCUCAUAGUUUACUGAAACGAUCACUGGAGAAGUUCUCAAUAGUUACCUUUGUAAAGUUUUGGUAAGUAAGAAGUAAAACUUAGAUACUGUGUAGCCAUCCAGCUAAGAGAUAACCAACGUGUGAACGUCAAAAAAAGAAAUUAUGCCAAACAAUUUUUUAUGUGCUAGACUGCUCUUAGGUUCAUUGUACUGAUUUUUGUUGACUGUUAUGAAUACAAGUACAUGGAGUCUCCUUUGCAGCCGUUCUUUUGUCUCGUUACGCAACGCCUCUUUCCCCACUAGAGAGAGAUAGGGCGUUGCGUGACGAGACCAAACAACGGCUGCGGAAAUAUGACACAAGGUGAUCCUAUCGAACGUAAAAUGUGGAUAACAAUUUACCACACUGCCGUCUUGAACUGUAUGUAUAAGGUCAAUUCUAUAUCUAUGUGGUAAUAAGAUAACUCCCAUAAUAAAGGUGCAACUUGUGAGGUUGAUGUUUAGUUCCUGUGGACGAUGUUUUGAAGUACGCAUGGUGACAAAACCUCCUAAGUACUGCACAACAAGACAAACAAGAUUUCAAACCUUUAUUCUCGUACUUACCACCGGCAUCCGGUUAGAUCGCACCAUGGUUAGAUCGCUCCACUCGGAAGUUAGAUCGCUCCAUCAAAUAAGUUACUUCGUUACCAACAUAAGUUCGCUCCAUGCUAUAAAGUAAAGUAUUACAUACCAAUGAUCUUUAAAGUUUAAAGGUGAUGAUGUGUCUCGCGACGAUUCGUGUAUCGUAUUCACUCUGUCCUUCAGAUUAGUUACCGAUGUAUGAUGUAUAGCGAUGAUGGAAUAAAUGAUCGUGGAAUAAAUGAUAACGUUAUCGUCUGAUUAUUAGAAUUCAAAUACCAAUACUAUCCAGUGUGGCCUUUUUUUCUGUUUGAUGUGAGGAAACUGAUAUCCGCCAUCUUAAAUAAAUAAAGUAGAUUACACUUCGUGAGUCCCUUUCAUAAGGCUUUAUUUGUUCUUUCUGCGUAGCUCGGAUCUAUUUCAAGCGCGCGCGAGCGAUAAUCUAUCGUUCGGUAAGAUAUGCACGUCAUUUAAUGAACUAUCAAUUUAGACACGUUAGCUUUGCUAUCUUUACCUUAGUUUUCUACACGGAGCGAAGUAACUUAUGUAGGGAGUGAAGUAACUUAUUUGAUGGAGCGAUCUAACUUUCGAGUGGAGCGAUCUAACUUUUGGUUGAAGCGAUCUAACUGGGAACGAUGUAACCGUGGUGCGAUCUAACCGUGGUGCGAUCUAACCGUAAUUCUUCCACCAAAUAAUUAUAAUGACCCUAUAAUAAGUUAAAUUGGAUUGCUGCGUGAGGGAUUUGAGGCCAAAAGCGUUUACUGCUAUUAUAUCCGUGUUACCUCAGUGAGCAUAUAUGUAAGGGAACCCAAAAGGUCCAUGAAUGUUGCCGAACAAUUUUAGAACCUUGAGCUGUUGGUCUGAAAGGGAGUUAAAGCCACUGGAGGUAAUUUUGUGUAAUAGCUGAAUUGCUAUUUCCUCAGUGCGCUCAAAUUGAUAAAGCAGCCGGCUUUUGUUGUCAAAACGACAGCCGCUUGUACGACCGACAGAACAAGGAUGAUUUCUAAGCAUUCAUCACUGCCCUGACGGAAAUUAGUUACUUGAGGGGAAAAAAAGAUGUUACAGAAAGUUUUGUUGUUCAUGGUGGUGUUAAAGACGAAUGAACGGUUAAACGUUUGUCUCGCGAUGUAAGAGUAGUCAGUCUAAUCAAUCGUGUAUUGAUCGCGAUGUUUCGAAAGUCAUACUGGAUAUACUGCUAGUUUUCGCCGAAGGCGAAAUGAAUAUUAUUGAAUAAUCCUCGAGACGAAGUGGAGGUGAUUAUUCAACAAUAUAUAUACUGAUUCUGAGGCGAGUAAUUGUUUUAGUAUAAUUGCUCAGGUGCUAUCGAGUUGUGUUGUAGAUUCAUUCUGAUGUUGACACCAUUCCGU
Pocillopora meandrina is the source of this 6975-nucleotide messenger RNA. The record is from the annotation of a GenBank genome assembly. Lineage: Eukaryota; Metazoa; Cnidaria; Anthozoa; Scleractinia; Pocilloporidae.